Molecule: messenger RNA, 1635 nt
Organism: Anopheles marshallii
Lineage: Eukaryota; Metazoa; Arthropoda; Insecta; Diptera; Culicidae
Gene: ScpX
Product: sterol carrier protein 2
Exons: 4
Coding region: 1-1635 (544 amino acids)
Molecular function (GO): acyltransferase activity, transferring groups other than amino-acyl groups
Source: RefSeq, a predicted model, not a curated record
AUGGGCCUUUCCAAAGUGUACGUGGUCGGUGUGGGCAUGACAAAGUUCGAGAAACCGGGACGCCGGGACGACUUUGAUUAUCCGCAAAUGGCCAAAGAAGCGGUUACGAAGGCACUGACCGAUGCGAAAAUCCAGUACAAGGAUGUGCAGCAAGCAACGGUCGGCUAUGUGUACGGUGAUUCGACCUGCGGGCAGCGCGCCCUGUACGAAAUUGGCUUCACCGGCAUUCCGAUUUACAACGUCAACAACAACUGCUCGACCGGUUCGACUGCACUGUUCCUCGCGAAGCAGCUGGUCGAGUCGGGCAAUAAUGACUGUGUGUUGGCGCUCGGGUUCGAGAAGAUGGAACGCGGAUCGCUGACGUCGAAGUAUCUGGACCGAACCAAUCCGGUCGAGCUGUUGGUGACGGCGAUGGCGGAGAACCAUGAAAUUACCGGUGCUCCGAUUUCGGCCCAGCUGUUCGGCAAUGCCGGGCUGGAGCAUAUGAAGAAGUAUGGCACCAAGCCGGAACAUUUUGCCAAGAUCGCGUACAAAAAUCACAAACAUUCCACCAAUAAUCCCUAUUCCCAGUUCCAGGAUGAGUACAGCCUGGAGCAGAUUCAAAAGUCUCCGGUUGUGCACGAAAUUCUCACCAAACUGCAGUGCUGCCCAACGAGCGACGGUGCGGCUUGUUGCAUUGUGGCCUCGGAAAGCUUCGUCAAACGCCACGGCCUUGAGGCUCAGGCAGUGGAAAUUAUUGCCAUGGAAAUGUCUACCGAUGUGCCCAGUUCGUUUAGCGAGGGAAGCGCUAUGAAGAUCGUCGGUUACGACAUGACGCGUAACGCCGUCCAGAAGGUAUUCGCCAAGACGAACUACAAACCCCUGGACGUGGAUGUGGUGGAGCUGCACGAUUGCUUCUCCGCUAACGAGCUGAUCACGUACGAAGCGCUCGGUCUGUGCGAACCGGGCAAGGCGGGUGAAUUUAUUGACCGUGGCGACAAUACGUACGGCGGUCGCGUCGUAGUGAACCCCAGCGGUGGUUUAAUUUCCAAGGGUCAUCCACUGGGUGCGACCGGUUUGGCGCAGUGCUCUGAACUCUGCUGGCAGCUGCGCGGACAGGCCGACAAACGACAGGUAAAGGAUGCCCGGCUGGCCUUACAGCACAACAUCGGGCUCGGCGGAGCAGUGGUCGUGGGCCUUUACCGUCUAGGCUUCCCGUAUGCAAAGCGUCCGGUAAAUCCAAGCCUUACGGCUGCCGGAAAGCUGAAGGAUACUUGCGACGGUUUUCUGGUUACCCCGUACAUGAAGGUGCUCGAGGAAGCGAUGCAGGACGAUAAGGACAAUCUGAUCGAGGGUGUGCGUGGAAUCUAUGGAUUCAAGGUCACCAAUGGACCGGACGGUGCCGAAGGGUACUGGGUGAUUAACGCAAAGGUCGGCAAGGGAUCGGUGAAAUACCGUGGCACGGACAAACCGGACGUUACGUUCAUCAUGAACGAUAUCGAUGUCGUGGAUUUGAUCUCCGGCAAGCUGAACCCCCAGAAGGCUUUCUUCCAGGGCAAGGUGAAGGUGCAGGGCAACAUGGGCCUGGCGAUGAAGCUGAUGGAUCUACAAAAACGAGCCAACUCGCGCAUUGAAGAACUGCGAGCUAAGCUGUAA